This is a messenger RNA of Rubroshorea leprosula, 2018 nucleotides long. NCBI's taxonomy places the organism in Eukaryota, Viridiplantae, Streptophyta, Magnoliopsida, Malvales, Dipterocarpaceae. The record is from the annotation of a GenBank genome assembly.
CACCGUGUCCUGGCCUCCGUUUUUAGGAAUUUGAAAGAGUCAUGUAGAGGAAACCAAGUUUAGCCCGAUCGUUGAGUCUUCAAUUCUCACCUUCCUUUGAAGAAACUCUUGGGGUGUUCGUUCUCGAAACCUAUCAAUUACAGGUCCUACGUUGCACUCUUGCUUCUGGAGCUCUAAAGGGCUUCGAGGAAGUGGGGUUGGGUUGGAGGACGUGGGUUUUUGUUGGUUUGUUUAAAGGUCGUGCCUUUGAAGGAAAAUGGAGAGAAAAAACAAGAGAAAGAAAGAAGAAAUUGCAGAGGAUUACUGCUUUGUUUGCAAAGAGGGUGGAUUACUCAUGCUCUGUGAUUAUGACUGUUGUCUUAAGGUUUAUCAUCCCAACUGUGUCGGAAAAGAUAAUUCUAUCUUGGAGACUAAAGAACGCUGGUUUUGCGGUAGGCAUUAUUGCUACAGAUGUGGUAAACCUGCAAAGUUUCGUUGCUUUGCCUGUCCAUUUGCUAUAUGCAGAAAGUGCCCUCAUGAUCUUGAGUUUGCAUUGGCUAGAGGGAGACAUGGAUUCUGUGAUCACUGCCUGAAACUUGCACUGCUUAUAGAAGACAGGAAAGAUGUUGAUUCUGAUGGGGAUAUGGUGGAUUUUAAUGCUGAAGAUUCAUAUGAAUUCCUCUUUAAAGGGUAUUGGGAGAUAAUGAAGUUGAAGGAUGGAAUAACUUCAGAACAUGUCCAUUCUGCAUAUAGCCUUUUAAAGAAUGGCAAAAACAAAAAGUGUGGCUCUAGCUUCAAUCAAAGUUGUGGAAGAGAUGAUGUUGAACUUCUAGGCACUGAAGAUGAAAGCCAGGAGAGUGAAUCUGACUUUGAGGAUUUAUGUUAUGGAGGUCCUAAGCAAGUUUAUAAAAGGAAGAAAACAAAAGGAAAGCUUACAACUAAAGGAAAGUUAUCAACUGAAAAGGAGUUCGUUGGAUGGGCAUCAAAAUCUCUUUUAGAAUUCCUUUCAUCCAUUGGUAAAGAGACAACCGAAGAGUUGUCUCAGCAUGAUGUUACUACUAUGAUCAUUGAAUACUGCAAAGAACAUAAACUGUUUCACCCAGAGAAAAAAAAGAAAGUUAUUUGUGAUAAAACAUUGCGAUCUCUUCUAAGAAGGCAAGCAGUCAACAAAAAUAGUAUAUAUAAACUUCUGACACCUCAUUUUGCUGAGAAUUUGACGCAAGUAGGAGAUUUGCUUGGGAGUAGCCCAGAAGAAGAUACUGAUAAUGCCUCAGUCCUCUGUAAAAGGCAACGAAAGUUGAGCUUGGAUGGAAAACCUGUUGUAAAGGAAGCAGCCCUGAAUUUGCGGCAAGGCUGUUUUGCAUCCAUAGUCACAAAAAACAUAAAGCUUGUCUACUUGAAGAAAAGUCUGGUGGAGAAGUUAGCAGUACAGCUUGAUACUUUUGAAAAUAAAAUGUUAGGAAGUUUUGUUAGAAUAAAGUCUGAUCCAUACGAUUACUUGCAGAAAAAUUCUCACCUACUCGAGCAAGUUACAGGCAUAAAGAAAACACCAGUAAAGGAUGGAUUGGAUUUAAUACUUCUGCAACUGUCUAAUGUACCAAAAGAUGUACCCCUUUGCAAGCUAUCAGAUGAUGACUUCACUGAGGAUGAAUGUGAUGAUUUAUGCCAGCGAGUUAAGAAUGGCUUGCUCAAAGUUCCUACUGUUGUGGAGUUUGAACAGAAAGUCAGGAGUCUACAUGAGGAUAUAACAAAACAUUGGAUUGAGAAGGAGCUGGUUCGAUUGCAAAACCUCAUCAAUCGGGCAAAUGAAAAGGGAUGGAGGAGGGAAUAUCCUUUGACAAUGUCAUACAAGCAUUACAAUAAUCAUCUCUUUCUAGUUUUAAGCAAGCUUAUUCAAAUGACUGGAAAAGUCAGAAAACCAAGCUUAUGACAUUUACCCAUGUAAAUUCUAUACAGUCCAUUAAGACUCAAAGCAUUGAAUCUCAAAAAGGGCUUAAUGAAGAAACUUAUUACCAAUGUAAUUAAUAUUUUUUAUGCUA